AUGGAAGACCCCUCCACCCACCUCUACCUAAGACCCCUCCACACACCUCUAUCCCAGUCCCCCUCCACCCCACCUCUAUCCCAGACCCCCUCCACCCACCUCUAUCCCAGACCCCUCCACCCCACCUCUACCCCAGACCCCUCCACCCACCUCUAUCCCAGUCCCCCUCCACCCACCUCUAUCCCAGACCCCUCCACCCACCUCUACCCCAGACCCCUCCACCCACCUCUACCCCAGUCCCCCUCCACCCAACUCUACCCCAGUCCCCUCCACCCACCUCUAUCCCAGACCCCUCCACCCACCUCUACCCCAGACCCCUCCACCCACCUCUACCCCAGACCCCUCCACCCACCUCUAUCCCAGUCCCCCUCCACCCACCUCUACCCCCAGACCCCUCCACCCACCUCUACCCCAGACCCCUCCACCCACCUCUAUCCCAGUCCCCCUCCACCCACCUCUACCCCAGACCCCUCCACCCACCUCUACCCCAGUCCCCCUCCACCCACCUCUAUCCCAGUCCCACUCCACCACCCCUAUCCCAGUCCCCCUCCACCCACCUCUAUCCCAGUCCCCUUCCACCCACCUCUAUCCCAGUCCCACUCCACCACCCCUAUCCCAGUCCCCCUCCACCCACCUCUAACCCAGUCCCACUCCACCACCCCUAUCCCAGUCCCCCUCCACCCACCUCUACCCCAGUCCCACUCCACCCACCUCUACCCCAGUCCCACUCCACCCCACCUCUAUCCCAGUCCCCCUCCACCCACCUCUAUCCCAGACUCCUCCACCCAUCUCUACCUCAGUCCCCCUCCACCCACCUCUAUCCCAGAUCCCUCCACCCACCUCUACCUCAGUCCCCCUCCACCCACCUCUAUCCCAGAUCCCUCCACCCACCUCUACCCCAGUCCCCAUCCACCCACUUCUAUCUCAGUCCCCCUCCACCCACCUCUAUCCCAGACCCCUCCACCCCACCUCUACCCCAGUCCCACUCCACCCCACCUCUAUCCCAGUCCCCCUCCACCCACCUCUACCCCAGUCCCCCCUCCACCCACCUCUACCCCAGUCCCCCUCCACCCACCUCUAUCCCAGACCCCCUCCACCCCACCUCUAUCCCAGACCCCCUCCACCCACCUCUACCCCAGUCCCCCUCCACCCCACCUCUAUCCCAGACCCCUCCACCCCACCUCUACCCCAGACCCCCUCCACCCACCUCUAUCCCAGACCCCCUCCACCCACCUCUACCCCAGUCCCCCUCCACCCCACCUCUAUCCCAGACCCCCUCCACCCCACCUCUACCCCAGACCCCCUCCACCCCACCUCUAUCCCA
Messenger RNA from Coregonus clupeaformis (lake whitefish), 1324 nucleotides. RefSeq names its product extensin-like. The annotation marks the transcript as partial. The transcript has 2 exons. Lineage: Eukaryota; Metazoa; Chordata; Actinopteri; Salmoniformes; Salmonidae. The record is from RefSeq and is a predicted model, not a curated record.